AACAAGACUUAGCUUGGCUUGGGAAUUAGAAGCGACAACUCAGACAGACUGAAAUUAAAUACCAGACAUACUUUGACUGAGACUGCCUUUACAGCACUGGGAAAUCACUUUUAAUUUGAAGAGAUCUUUGAUUUUGAAAAGGUGCUCUUUCGAUUGGAGAAGACGCACUACUUACCAGAAAUAAAGGACAUACUUUGCAAUCAAUUCUUUAUUUUUUUUAGAGCAAUUGCUGUUGCAGAAGAUGUGUUCCACUGCGCGUUUCAUCUUUUUAUCCAUGUGCGUAAUGAACGCGGCGCUUUCCACUCCGUUUGAAUCAGAGGAUAUUGUACCUGUUCGGAUAAAUGCAAGAACGAGCGGUCGCUUUUGGAAAAGAAGCGAGGAACAGCCGAGAUUUGUCCUUAGUGCGUUUGGCAAGGACUUGACUCUAAAUCUUAUACCAGAUACCAGCUUUAUCGCUCCUUCCUUCACCAUACAGCGUAUCAGAGCCAGAGAUGUUGGCGCUUUACGCAGCGCUUCAGGUGCCAAACCUGUCGCGGACGCAGAUCUCCAGAAAAUUAUGAGCCAGACAGAGGACAGUGAAGGACCGCUGAGGAGCUGCUUUUACUCUGGGAACGUAGACCACGACCAAGACUCGGUUGUGGCUGUCAGUUUGUGCUCCGGCAUCUUUGGUUCCUUCAUAACGGACGGGAAAGAGUAUUUAAUUGAGCCCAAACUUAGCGGCGAUCUAGGGCCAGACUCUGUCAAGCAGCUGCAUGUCAUCAAGAGGAGGACAUUCACCCAAAGCCACGGUGUUUCCCUCCUGUUUCAUCAUGCGGCGGGGGAGAGCCGAGCGGAGAAGCACAAUGGGGAAAAUUUUACGCACGGCGACAGUGACGCACAGAGGGAACCUCGCCGGAGACGCUUUGUUUCCGCGCCACGGUUUAUAGAGACCUUGGUGGUAGCAGACUCAACCAUGACCCAGUUCUAUGGAGAUGAAAUAAAGCACUACAUUCUGACCCUGAUGUCCAUGGCAGCUCAGCUUUACAAGCACCCCAGCAUAAAGAACUCCGUUAACAUGGUGGUGGUGAAGAUGUUGGUAGUGGAAGACGAGGAGGUUGGUCCAGAGGUGUCCAGCAACGGAGGCGUGGCUCUGAGGAACUUUUGCUCCUGGCAGCAGCUCUUCAAUCCACCAAGUCAGAGACACCCAGAGCACUAUGACACUGCCAUGCUGUUCACCAGAGAGGACAUCUGUGGACAGAAGAGCUGCGACACGCUGGGUGUGGCCGAUGUCGGGACGAUGUGCGAUCCGAAGAGGAGCUGCUCAGUUAUUGAGGACAACGGCCUGCAGGCUGCCUUCACAGCUGCACACGAGCUCGGUCAUGUUUUGAGUAUGCCUCAUGACGACUCCAAGACCUGUGAGAAGCUGUUCGGAGAUCUGGGAGGACAUUACCUGAUGGCUCCUCUGUUUGUCAGCCUCAACAAGACGGCCCCCUGGUCUCCCUGCAGUGCUCUCUACAUCACUGAGUUCUUUGACAACGGACAUGGGGACUGUCUGCUGGAUGUCCCAGAGAGUACCAUGCCAUUACCAAGAGAGCUUCCAGGCACCAAGUACAGCCUGGACCAACAGUGCCAGCAGAUUUUUGGAGAGGAGUUCAUCCACUGCCCCAACACCUCAGACAGUGAUAUCUGCAGCCAGCUUUGGUGUCGAGAGGAUGGGACACCACAGUGCACCACCAAGAAUGGCAGCUUGCCCUGGGCUGACGGCACCCCCUGUAGCCUCAACGGGACCUGUCUCCAUGAAGCAUGCUUGUCCACCCAUGAGGUGAUGAAGCCACUGGUGGUUGUGGACGGCGGCUGGAGCUUGUGGGGACCGUGGCAGCAGUGCUCCAGAACAUGUGGAGGUGGGGUGGAGUUCUCCUAUAGGGAGUGUUCUGACCCUGUGCCUCAGAACGGAGGGAAGUACUGUGAGGGACAGAGAGUCCAGUAUCAGUCCUGCAACACACAGCCCUGUGACAACUACGAGGGGAAGAGUUUCAGAGAGGAGCAGUGUGAGAAUUACAACAGCCCCCACUACCUGGACCACAACGGGAACAUGAAGCAGUGGAUACCAAAGUAUGCUGGUGUGUCUCCCAGAGAUAGAUGUAAGCUGUUCUGCAGGGCCAGAGGCAGCAGUGAAUUUAAGGUGUUUGAAUCCAAGGUGAUUGAUGGGACGACCUGUGGCCCUGACACAACAUCGGUGUGUGUCCAAGGCCAGUGUGUGAAGGCAGGCUGCGACCAGGUGAUUGGAUCCAACCUGAGAGUGGAUAAGUGUGGAGUGUGUGGAGGAAGUGGGCUCACCUGUAGAAAGAUCACAGGCUCCUACAAUAAAGCAAUCUAUGGGUACAGUGACAUUGUGACAAUUCCCAUUGGCGCCACUAAUAUCGACAUCAAACAGCGGAGCCACAGAGGAAUCAAACAUGAUGGGAACUACCUGGCUAUAAAGAGAGAGAGUGGUGGUUACAUCCUCAAUGGUAACUUUUCGGUGUCCACAGUGGAGCAGGACAUUCCUGUGCUGGGUGCUGUGCUGAAGUACAGUGGUUCCUCUACCACACUGGAGAGGAUUCAGAGCUUCAGGCAACUGAAGGAGGCCAUCACCAUCCAACUCCUGGCCACUGCGGGGGAUGCCAAUCCUCCUAAGGUCAAAUAUACCUUUUUCAUCCCUAGAGAUGUGACCUUCAAUAAAUCAAAGGACAAGAAGGGCUCACUGCCAUCUCUACACAUGAUCCAUCCCUUCGGUGUGCCGGAGUGGGUGCUGGGGGAAUGGUCUGAGUGCUCCAAAAGUUGUGGAUCUGGAUGGUCCAGAAGGAUUGUUGAAUGCAGAGACAGUGAGGGCUUCCUCUCCAGCCAGUGUGACAGAGACCUGAAACCUGUAGACAUCAGGCCUUGUGGGGAUCUGCCAUGUCCCUUAUGGCAGUUGGGACCUUGGUCCACCUGCUCACGAACUUGUGGCCAGGGGGAACGUCGCCGCAGUGUCUUCUGCAUAGACUACACUGGGAAGACUGUUGAGCCAGAGAAGUGCGAUCCGAACAAAAUCCCUGAGCCAGUCUCCGGAGUGUGUUUCAACCAGGAGUGCUUAUGAAGAACAUGGGUUCAGUGAACUUUCCCAUUUUGGUCUGACUGCACUUACUAACCAUGAACGGGUUACUGAACAGUCAUGCUAGGGGCAGGCCCAGGAGCCCAAGGGGUCAACAGAUGUAAUGACUACAAAGAGAUGCAAAAUGACCACAAAGAGACACAAAACAGCUACAACAAGAUGCAAAACAACUACAAAGAUGUGCAAAAAGACCACAGAGACACAAAACAACCAGAAAGAGACACAAGUAACUACUACGAGACACAAAAACAACAAAGGACAAGCAAAAUGACUACAAAGAGAUAUAAAACAACCACAAAGAGACACAAAAUGACAGACUCUCUGUGUGUUUUUUGUGUCUCUGAGAUUCUGACGGCUCUGGGUUCUAUAUCUGAGGGGUGGGGGCCCUUUUACAGGUCUGUGCCCAAGGACCCACUGUCUCAAAAUCUGUCCAUGUUACCAACUGGUCGCAUCAAGUCACAUCAAGGGCAUUCGCCUGAAUUUUGCUUAGUCAUCUUUUGUUGACAUUUAACAACCACUAUUGAAAUUUGAAACAAUGGAAAUCUACCUCAUGUGAUGUAUGUAUAGACUCUAGAUGAAGGUGCUGUGUGUAUGUUUUCUCUAGAAUGAGAAGUUUUCUAGUCCUAUUUUGAACAGAAACUAUUUUUUGGGAUAAAGUUUGGCAAAAAUCUGCAGUUCUUAUGUUAGUUGUCAUUUAAAGUGGGGCUAGAACAAUGGCAUGAAACCUGCUGUCAAACACCAGCACAGUGUAAAUAUACCUCCAGUUGUCCUCUACAGCACUCGAUCCCAUAUAAAGCUUUGAUCAAGCCAUGUACCUUAGCCGUUAAUGAGGUAGGUCCACAUGAUUGAGGCAUUGGCGAUUUGCUCCUGUUUGAUUCCUUAUCUUUUCUGCACACAUACCAGAAUGUGAUUGUGAUGAGAAUGUCAUUUAUCCUGAAACUUUGCAUUUUUGAACUAUGGGGAAACCAUUCACUGAUACUAAAUCUGACAAUACUUUGAGGGGCUCUCACUAAAAUGUACCAAUUAUGGCCUAGUUCAAAACAGGCUGUUUCAAUAGUGAACUUCACUUGUAGAAUUUAUAGACAUCAGUAGAAUUUGAGUUUACAUGCUGUGUACGUUUUUUGUUUUUUUUGGCCAAGAUAAUGACUGAUCAUUCCUGAUCAGAAAAACCCAUGACAGAGAAUUUCCCUCUGCUCUGUAGUUUAAUUUUAGCCUCCUCACAGGUGCAUUAUUCUGUAGUUGAGAGGAACAGUGGUACAAACAAUUUGCAAUGCAACAAAUGUUUCUUUGGAGGUGUUAAUACUAAGUUAUUAGCGUACUAUCUAUCUUGUAUAUGAAAAAUAACAUUGAUUUUAUUCAUUUUCAGACUUUUAUUUGUUAAUGCAUCUUUUGCAAACCCUCACAGUUGUUUUCAGACUCUGGUAUGUAUAUUUGAUUUCUUCAUUCCUGUUGUUAAUUUACAGUAUGCUAUAAAACAAAAGAGAUGAAGUAUUAGGCCUAUAUCCCUUCAGUGAAGGACCAUACUAUUUUAUUAUUACAGCUUCCUUUUUAAGCUAUUUAUUUUUGUAAUGUUUUUACCUUGGACAUGUAAUUAAAAUGGCAAAUGCUGCUGUCUUUGAGAUUUUUGUCAUAAAAAUGGUCAAAUAAACAC
Molecule: messenger RNA, 4763 nt
Organism: Toxotes jaculatrix (banded archerfish)
Lineage: Eukaryota; Metazoa; Chordata; Actinopteri; Toxotidae
Product: A disintegrin and metalloproteinase with thrombospondin motifs 8-like
Exons: 9
Coding region: 242-3097 (951 amino acids)
Biological process (GO): proteolysis; extracellular matrix organization
Molecular function (GO): metalloendopeptidase activity; zinc ion binding
Source: RefSeq, a predicted model, not a curated record